CAAGUAUUAACAGCAGAUAAGAACACUAUAUAAUUAUGAUAGGAUAUACGAUUGCAGUUCUACUAGCUAUCUCCUUAGUCAAUCCAAUAAGUCAAACAGAAGCUGUACACCGUCGAGUUAUCAUUCAUAUUCCCUAUCAUAUAAAAACAAUAAAACAUACUCAUACAAUCACUAAACUUGUGGAACAUCAAGAUAGUGGAGAGAGUGAAAAAUAUUGGGAUUAUCCUCCUCCGGAAAAACCGACCUCUAUUAUUAUUCAUAACAGUUGGGGAAGACGUGGUAUUGGAAGAGAAGGAAUUGAUGAUGCAGUGCUUUGGGAUGAAGGAUAUGCAGAAAUGGAUUUUGGUGAUGAACUUGGUGGUGUUCCUUAUGAAGAAUAUGCAUUAUAAAUUGUGAAUUUUUUGUAAAAAUUGUUCGACUAGUCUUUGUGAAUAAUUAUCAUGAUUAUUAUACAUCCAUUAGGAUUAAUUUU
This is a messenger RNA of Chelonus insularis, 472 nucleotides long. RefSeq lists its product as uncharacterized. The record is from RefSeq and is a predicted model, not a curated record. The coding region runs from base 36 to 389 and encodes 117 amino acids. The transcript is spliced from 3 exons. NCBI's taxonomy places the organism in Eukaryota, Metazoa, Arthropoda, Insecta, Hymenoptera, Braconidae.